Euleptes europaea (tarantolino) is the source of this 876-nucleotide messenger RNA. Its product is annotated as CD209 antigen-like protein C. The record is from RefSeq and is a predicted model, not a curated record. The transcript is spliced from 9 exons. Bases 1 to 876 code for a protein of 291 amino acids. Lineage: Eukaryota; Metazoa; Chordata; Lepidosauria; Squamata; Sphaerodactylidae.
AUGGCGCCAGGUAACAUCUACAUGCAGUGUGAAGAACCUGAGAUCAAAAACAACAUGCUUGACAGGACAUCAAGGAAAUCAGGUGGUUUCCUGUUGCAGAGUUGCAGAUGUUGUUCGGAAGGAACAUCCAUAUCAAUCCUUUACAUUGCAAAUGCUGUGCUGUUUCUGCUGUGGAUCAUAACCACCAUCGUUAUAAGUGGAAAACAUUCCGAGACGGCCAAGGAACUGGAACAGCUGCAUGGCAGCCAAACUCUGCUGAGUUCAAAUGACACCCAGAUGGAGAAGAAACUGGGGAUACUUCAAUCUAAUCAAUCCGCCUAUGCAUCACAGAUGAAUAACAACCUGCAGAAAUGGAACGAUUCUCAGACUAAACAAAUACAGAAUGUGACCAACAAGCUGGGUGAUUUACAGUCUGAGAAUGAAAAGAUCUGGAAUGAGUUGCUUAAAGUAGUGAGUGUACUUCAUAAACUAAAUGCCUCAGCCUGCAAGAUGUGUCCAGAGGGUUGGUUGAUGCACAGAGGACAAUGCUACUAUUUUCACGAACAGUCGAUGCACUGGUCUUUAGCGAAAACGUUCUGUGAGAAUCAAGGUGGCUACUUGGUUUCUAUCAAUGACAACUCUGAGCAGAUGUUUCUCCAAUCAAAUAAAAAAAACAUUAACUAUUGGAUUGGUUUAAACGAUAUAAAAAGUGAAAAUAACUUUGUCUGGGUGGAUGGUAGUCGUCUAACAUAUAGCCACUGGUCUCUUUUUCAGCCUGAUGAUUAUGACAGCGGUGAGGACUGUGGUACGAUGAAAUACAGUGGCUAUUGGAAUGAUUAUGGAUGUGGUAACACAUUGGAAGGCUGUAUUUGUGAAAUGUCAUGGGAUUGCCAAUAG